Molecule: messenger RNA, 3235 nt
Organism: Colletes gigas
Lineage: Eukaryota; Metazoa; Arthropoda; Insecta; Hymenoptera; Colletidae
Gene: TAF1B
Product: TATA box-binding protein-associated factor RNA polymerase I subunit B
Exons: 10
Coding region: 133-3030 (965 amino acids)
Biological process (GO): nucleolar large rRNA transcription by RNA polymerase I; RNA polymerase I preinitiation complex assembly
Cellular component (GO): RNA polymerase transcription factor SL1 complex; RNA polymerase I core factor complex
Molecular function (GO): RNA polymerase I core promoter sequence-specific DNA binding
Source: RefSeq, a predicted model, not a curated record
CCAUGAGGGCACUGAUCUGCCGUUUGGCAACACUGCUUUAAGUUCGAAACAACGUGCUCGUAUAGCCUCUCAAUAGAUAUUAAUGCGGUGAUUUUUAGAAAAUGACAUUCUCAUUAGAAGCUUACGAACAAAAUGCAAAAGUGUAGAAUUUGUAACGGGACUGAUUUUUACAAGGAAGCUGGUUAUUUCUUUUGCCAAACAUGUCAAACGCAAAAUGAGGAUAUCAGAGAGGAGGUCUUCGAAUUACACGUAGAUAAUUCGACCAGAUUGCGGAAAACAAGAAUUAGAAAAUUACGAUUGGAUGGAUCAGGUGAGGAGCUUGGAUGGACUUCUUGGGAAUUGUACAACUUUGUUCUCAUUGGACUAACAAACGAACUCGUAGAGUUAGGAGUCCCAUCCAAUAUAAAACUAACAGUAUUACAAUUAUGGGCAACUUAUUUAGGAAAGUUAGAAAUUGCAUUUAUCUCAAAGAAGAAAAAAUUUGUGCCCAAGUUGGCUAGAAGAUACAACAAAAAGGAUGCUGAAAUUAUUUAUGGUAAGGUACAGUUGCAAAAGAAGAGAAGAAAACGUAGAAGAACUGGAAGCAGUACAAAUACAUCUAUGAUAUCUGGUUAUCAAAGCGAGGGUAGCUCCAUGCGAGAAUUAAGUAAAAACAAGAGACUUUUAGUAACUGCAGACUACAAUAGGUAUCUUCAAUCUCAAAGUAGUACUGAAGGUGAUGGUCUUAGUCUCUUUAGUCAAAGUGGAUGUAGCAUUCGAUCUAGCUCUAUAAAAUCUUCAGACAAUGAGGGAAAAGUGAAAUACAGUUCUCAUGCUAAAGAGGAAAUAAAGAAAAUCAAAAGAUUAUCUAAACAUGUACCUUGGUACAAAAGAGCCAAGUACAAAAAAUAUCACAUAAGUACUCAGUACAAAGUAGGACCUCAUAUAAUUACUCCAAUGAGACUGUGGGCAAUUAUAUAUCUAGCUCUUCGAAUUCAUAAUCACCCCAUACAAUUAGGAGACAUGUUAAGGUAUGGAAGAGAAGGGCAUUUAUCAUACUACAAGUUAGAUCAUCUAUUACCGCCAGAAAUAAAUUUAACUAAAAGAGAAAGAAAUUUAUUAUCACAAAAUGUUGAAAUUACGCAUAAAGGAAUGAGGCGAAUUAUCGCAAGUAUUGCAAAACUUCUUGAUGUGUGGGAUAUAGUCUCUCCAGAUUUCUUACCUCUAGUCAGUCGAUAUUGUCAAGAAUUAGGAUUACCAAAAGGCAUUCAACUAUAUACAGAGAGACUAAUAGCUCUGUCGCCUCCCAAAAUGACAUUCAAUGCAAAGAAAUCAUACAUUCCAAACUACGAAGGUCGUGCAAUAGCGUUUAUUAUUGUGGUGCUAAAAAUUUUACUUGGUUUAGAUGGUAUCACUGAAUGUCAAGUCAGCAAAGUAGCAGAGAAGAUCAACAGUGUGGCUAUUAAACGAGGUUUGCUGGAAGAAAAAUUGUUUAGUUUCCGAGAGUGGCAAAAAUAUAUCGAAUGCCGGAGGACAAUUUUGACGCACUUGCAUUUUCCAACCAAGAUGAAGUAUAGUCCGGACACGCACGGGAUCUGCGAUCUGUACAUAAAAUUUUUGGAAUUCAUUACUUCGAAGACGGAUAGAAACGAACUAGAUAUACAACAUGCUAAACACUUUUUACCGGAAGAACUCGUAGAGGCUAUGACAAAGUACAUUACCAAUUUAAGUAUCAAUGAUUUACCACCGAAGGCAAUAGAUAUAUUUCCGGCAUCUUUGACGCCUCUUCAUUCUUAUCUUCAAUUUAUAUUGGAUGAUCCACUUUCUGACUUUCCUAGCGUCGUAAGAAACGACUUUUAUCUUACAAAAGUUGGGUACAUGACGAAACCUGAUUCUCUCAUGGAGUUAGCAGCGCAGUGUAACAUUAAUUUAGAGAUAAUUGAUUCGAAUUUACAUUUUCUCGAAAAGAUCGUACCGCCUUUUGAGCAAUCUAAAAUGCCAAGUAUAGAGGAACUGAAGCAGUUCGUUGACGUGCAGGAUGAUUUUACGGACCAACAUGUGCAAAAAAGUGAAAAUCUAAAUGAAUAUUUACAUAGAAAAAUACCAUGUGAAGUAAAAUUCAAUGUUACCAAAAAGCACUAUUACGACAGUGUUAGAAAUUCAGUAAAGGAUUUCGAAAAUACUGACUUAGGAAGUGACUUUACAUUUUCUGAAAUUUUACCGAAUGGUAAAUUGGCGAUUCCCAGUGAUAGCGACAACGAAGAUGAGAAAGAAGAUGUAGAUCUUAAUAAUAGAAGUAAUCAGGAAAGUAUACUGGGAAAUAAGUUCUGUGAUAAAUACAAUUUACGCUUGUCGUCUACGGAAAAAGAGUCUGUUAAUAAGUCAAAUAUAAUUAAGAAAAUGCAUUUUAAGAAGCACAAGUAUCAGAUUGCACGGGAUACUAAAGGUCGAUUCGUCAAAGGAAGUAUUGUACCCGUGAAAGUUGAAGUUGACGAGGAUUCUUUUUCCGAAAUGGAUUUAUCUUUACGUACGAGUACGCAAAUAAAUGUACAGGAAGGGACUUGUACCGAUAUCGAGAAAGCAAUAGAAGAACAAUUGUUCUUUAACGAUAUAGAUAUUAAUAAUAUAACAAUUGACGAUAUAGAUAUUGAAUCCGCGUUUCCGAAUUUGGACGACUAUUUUAAUUUAAGCGAAAUUUCAUUAUAUUGCAACAAUAAUGGUAUUGCCAAGCCGGAAACAAAUCAGAAAACAAGUACAGUUACGGAGAAACAUAGAUUUUUUAGACCUUUCAAACAUUAUUGGAUGUAUCAUUGCAUUUUUAGUCGCGUGAAACCAAAAAAUUUCGCGGUGUUCGAAAGAGCGCUACCAAGAAAUUUUCGUUGGCUGUUAAACGAGUGUGCACACGUCGUGGAAAUGUCUGUGGAUGAUCUUUACGAAGAAGUAUGUUUAAUAGAAUUUUAUCACGCGUAUGUUUUAAAAUCUAGUUCCGAACAAAAUCGCACCGAUUCAAUAUCGAAGAAUAAAAUAAAUAUUGUUUUAAAUAAAUGGUAAUACGAUAUUGAAACGAAGAAAUUUGACGAUGGAUUGCAAUAUAAUAGAACUCAUCCGACCAUGUUGGUACAACUGUAUAUCGUAACAAUAUAUCGAGAUUUCGAUCUAAUGGUUAAAAUCUUCAUAAAUUGUUCCUACCGGAAGUAUUUUUCUGCUAAAUUUGUUUGAUAAUAUUAGGUAAAAGAUCCAAUUACUGUCACCUAAA